GCGCCUCCUCCUCCUUCUCCAAACAUGGCGCCGGCCCGCAGCUGUGCUGCCUCCCCGUCAGACGACGCAGAGAGGGAGAGAAAGAGAGGAAGAAGCGGGUAGAAACUCUCCCCAAACUUUAGGAAAAAAACCUUCAUUUAAAACCAAGACUGCGUCGUGCUUUUUAAAGUACAUCGGAGACUUUACGCGCCGCUUUUGGAGACGUUUACGCGUCAGGCUGUGCGCGUAACGGAGAGCCCACCUGUCCGACGAAGGUAGAUUUCACUCCGUUUCUCGUAGGAUGUGAAUCUUCCUGAUUUUUUUGAAAUAACGGAGCAGAGCGAGCAGGCAGCCGGGGGACUCGGGGUCAGAGCUGGCUCUGGUUAAAACAUGUGCAGCCCUGUGAUCAACAGCAACACAGAGGCUGUAGAGGAGUGAGUCUUUCCAGGGGACGGGGACAAAACGCAAAACAACUUUUCCACUCUUCCACACUCAGAGGAUGGAUGGAGAACAUUCUGCGCUGUCAGGAGUUGAGAGGGAGAGAGAGAGGCUUCCACCAAUUUACAACAGCUCCCCUCCUGCUGGUUUUGGGAGAGGAGCGAAGCAGCCUUUUCCAUCUCUGGGCACCUUCAUCUCCACGCUCAGCCAGAGGAGGGACAUGGCUGGACGUGGACUGGCUGGUGGCAUCAUGGGCAACUUGACCUGUAACCCCGGACUCAGACACGGGAGAGAGCUGCCUCCGAUAUGCAGCGAUGUUCGUCAAAAGCAGCGGCUCUCCAUCGACACUCUUCCUCCAGAGGUCAAAGCUCCUUUCCCCUCUGACCCCAUCAUCCCCCUGCGCACCAAGACUACCAAGGAGUUUCAGGAGGACAUGGAGCGUGCCCUCCAAUCAGGAGACUGGAGGGAGGUCCGGGGGUUUUACCUGACAACCUUUGACUCGUUCAUAGAAAUCAACGCUGCCUUCAAGAGAGAGGCGAAUGGAUUGUUUAACACUAUAGAGGACUCAGGAGUCAACACCAAGUUUGUCAACGCUGUUUACGACGCACUGCUCAACACACCUCAGGACAUCCAGAAGUCAGUGCUGAAAGGGAUCAUUAACAGCCUGCUGAGGGAGUGGAAAGGGCCUCGGACAAAAGAUGAUCUGCGAGCUUACUUCAUUCUCGUUCAGAACCCACAGUACUCAAGCACCAGCACCUAUGUGAUCUAUGCUCACCUGCUCAGGCAGAUCGCAGCUUUGUCUGAGGCUGACCAUCACUUCCUGGUUCACUGGUUUAAAAAACUGUCUGCAAGGCGUUUCAGACAACUGGUAGAGCGCCUCCUGCAGUUCAUCUCCACUCGCCUGUUUCCAGCAGAACCAGAUGAACUUCCUCCUCUGUCCAAGUGCGCCUGGUGGAUUCCCUCCGCAACCAAAGUGCUCAGCCUCUUCAAUGCAGCCAACAGUGUCUCCUCCGCUCCAAUCAUGUCCUUCACUGACUUUUACAACAUUACUCUUGAACACAUAGAUUUUAUGGAAGAUUAUAGGACCUGGCAGAACUAUGGCAACUCAAAUAGGUUUUCUUUCUGUCAGUUUCCCUUCAUCCUCUCAACGGUGGUAAAGAAAGCCAUCAUCCAGAAAGACUCGGAGCAACAGAUGAUCAGUCAGGCCAGGCAAAGUCUGGUCAGUAAAGUUUCUCGCAGGCAGAGAGUGGACAUGAACCUUCUGUUUCUCAACAUUAAAGUACGACGAGCACAGCUUCUCAGCGACUCACUGGAUGAGCUGACGAGGAAGCGAUGCGAUCUGAAGAAGAAGCUGCGGGUGACUUUUGUCGGGGAGGCGGGGCUGGACAUGGGCGGCCUGACGAAGGAGUGGUUCCUGCUACUCGUCCGACAAAUCUUUCACACAGACUACGGGAUGUUUACCUACAUGAAGGACUCGCGCUGCCAUUGGUUCAGCAGUUGGAAGUGUGACAACUACUCUGAGUUCCAGUUGGUCGGGACUCUGAUGGGCUUAGCUGUUUACAACAGCAUCGCGCUGGACAUCCACUUCCCUCUCUACUGUUACAGGAAGCUUCUCACACCACCCACAGUACCAUGUGACCAAAAUGCCCUCGUUGGCAUGGCAAAUGCCACCCUGGACGACCUGCAGCAGAUCAUGCCGGAGCUGGCUCACGGUUUGGGAGAGCUGCUAAGCUAUGAGGGAAAUGUGGAAGAGGACUUCUACCUCACCUUCCAGGUGUUCCAGGAGGAGAUGGGCAUGGUCAAAUCCUACAACCUUAAGCCUGGAGGAGACAAAAUUCCCGUCACCAAGCAGAACAGGAAGGAAUAUGUCCAGCUCUAUGUCGACUUCCUGCUGAAUAAAUCCAUUUAUAAACAGUUUGCUGCGUUCUACCACGGCUUCCACAGUGUGUGCGCAUCGGACGCACUCAUGUUGCUGCGGCCUGAGGAGGUGGAGAUGUUGGUGUGCGGGAGUCCAGAGCUCGACAUGAGCGCCCUGCAGAAAGCUGCUCAGUACGAAGGAUACAGCAAGACCGACGCCACCGUACGAUGUUUCUGGGACGUGGUGUUGGCCUUCCCUCUGGAACUGCAAAAGAAGCUCCUCCACUUUGCCACAGGGAGCGACCGCGUUCCAGUCGGAGGAAUGGCCGACCUCAACUUCAAAAUCGCCAAGAUUGAUGUCCCGACCGACUGGCUGCCGAUCUCUCACACCUGUUUCAAUCAGAUCUGUUUGCCUCCGUAUCGAACCAGGAAGGAGCUCAAACAGAAACUGACCAUUGCCAUCUCCAAUGCUGAGGGCUUUGGCCUUGAGUGACUAAUCUGCACACACAAACUCCCACAUAUACACACAGACUGUUAGCAGUGCCAUCUGACACAUUUUCCGCAACGCAUCUGAGAUCAGAGAGGAAAUAAGUCUCUCGUUGUGAGUGAACACGUUGAGCAACUUUCUUAUGAAAAUGGAUUCAUCGAUGCUUCAAAUCUGCGGUGCACGAGACGGAAGCUUUGCCAGGAAAACAGCUGCAGAGAAACUCCAGAAAUCCUCUAGUUUGUGUGUGGACUCAACAACACCAACAACACAAACUCUUUAAGCACUUUAGAUUACUGCAUGCUUACCCACCACAGAAUACAGUGAAGGAGGCGUCUGUUCAAACCUAAAUUCAUCACAACAGUCCCAAACAUUCAGCCAGAUUCAUAAAGAACAAACUUUAGACAGUGAGAGAACAAAGAGUCCUGGGUGAUGAUGGCUAAUGUCAACACCACAGAGUCAGUCUGGGAUUACACGAAGGGCCGAGAUGCUUGGAACAGCUGACCUGCCGAGUGGCUGGAUAAAUGGACGCAGAAAGAACUGGUUAUGUUUUAAAUACAGAUACUGAUCUCUGUGACAAUAAGAACAGCUUUUAUUUACAGAGCAGCAGAAUGAAAAUUCAAACAAAAGGCAGGGCAAAAGAAAGUGCAGAAGAAACUGUCCUGCAGAAAAUCACAAAGCGCAAUAAAUACAGGUGAACAUAACAGAAAAAAUACACUAGUAAAGAAAUGACACAGAAACUACUGACAAAAACAAUAAUGAUGAUAAAAGGCCAAUAAAAAAACAGGAUGAAAUGGGCAAAGUCACAUAAAAGCAAGUCGCUGGAGCAUUCAAGGUGGUUCUAAAGCUCAGGGGUCCUAAUGGCUAAUGUUUGGUCACCUUUAGGUUUGACCCAGAAGAUGUAAGGCUGUGUGUGCUGGAGCCCCUGAAAGGGAUGGUGUGGUUAAACUAGUCCCAUGUUUCUGCCAGCAGGCUCCACAUUAGCUAAAGCCACAUGAGCAAAAACACUGGUUCGCCCUUUGGUAGCUAGGAUAGGCUCCAGCCACAUACACCCCCCGGGAUCCUGAAUUGGAUCAGCAGAAGAGAAUGGAUGGAUGGAUGUGCCAUCACAGAUGGUCUCAAACUGCAGUUAAGGUGUUGAGGUUUCAGGGAUGGGUAUACCUGUGCAGGGCAGUGGAAAGGGGUGCUGGGAGCUUGGUAUAUUUGCCAAGGGGAAAGCUGUAACUAGAGGAUAAGAUGGAGUAAUCUUAUCCAUCCUUAUGCCUUAGGACAGGCAAUGACAGCUGUAGAUCUAUAAGUACAAUCAUUUUGCAUUGUUUCAGAACUUUUACACAAUCCUGUAGAUACCAUACAAAACGAAAUAGAACUAUCUUGAAAAGUUAUGAUUUAUACAGAAUUUCAGAUAUUUGUAGGUCCGUGCCACUGAAACCCGGUUAUAUUUGUUCCCUUAAACCUUAUAUAACUAAAAAGUAAAUGUCUCUUAAAGGUUGCUGCUUUCUUCGGGUAAAUAUUCAAAUCGAGUAAUUUUUAACCAAUGACCCACUGUUUGCCCACCACUGAACAUUUACUUUGGAGAGGCUCUGGCCUAACGGGAAGUUCACUGAGGAUUUGUUUGGCAGUGUCACACUCCUGAGUAUUCAUCGUUUAAACAUUUUCAUUUAAAUCAGUUAAAAGUAGAAAGUGGAGGCGAAUGUUUCAGACAGAAACACCUCCGGAGGGGAGAUUGGUGUCAGUCCUGACUUCUGUCACUUCUUUUUUGAUGAAGGCAUUUGAAACAUGUUGCAUGUGGUUUUGUUUGGUUUGCACUGUCAGGACUGAAAGCUUUGCUGGAUGAAGAGUGCUACCGUGAGAUGUACGUCGAUCGUCUUGUGAACAGUGUUUUGCUUGUUUUUUUGACAUUGCCGCCUGUUUUAUGGAACAAAGGCUGCAGCAGUUCUUUGAAAUGUUUUGAUAUGAUGACGCAGUUAAAGCUGAGCUGUUGAUUAAUAUUUGUUUUCUUUUUUAAUUUUGGUUUUACUUUUUUGGUUUUCAUGAAUGACGGCUGCCCUCGGGCUGAGAGCCGGCCUGUAGCCGAGGGCUGACAGAUUUUAUCACAAUAUCAUCGUUGUGCCCGAGAGAAACAACUCGAGUUAAGCACCUCUGUCUGGCAUGCACUGCUCGCUACUUUCCUUAUUGGACUUAUCUCGGACACUUAUUUAAAUUGAUUAAAAAAAUCAUUUCUUACCACCAGCAUCAUAAACGUUUCAAAAAGUUGGAACUUUACGACUCGCUAUUGUUGUUUCCACAUCCAACAGAAA
Oreochromis niloticus (Nile tilapia) is the source of this 5055-nucleotide messenger RNA. It is a transcript of the gene hectd2, whose product is annotated as HECT domain containing 2. NCBI's taxonomy places the organism in Eukaryota, Metazoa, Chordata, Actinopteri, Cichliformes, Cichlidae. Gene Ontology annotation, biological process: protein polyubiquitination. Bases 479 to 2767 code for a protein of 762 amino acids. The transcript is spliced from 22 exons. The record is from RefSeq and is a predicted model, not a curated record. Gene Ontology annotation, molecular function: ubiquitin protein ligase activity.